Molecule: messenger RNA, 1134 nt
Organism: Acanthosepion pharaonis
Lineage: Eukaryota; Metazoa; Mollusca; Cephalopoda; Sepiida; Sepiidae
Source: the annotation of a GenBank genome assembly
AUGAAUUUUCUUCAAAUGCAAGAUCAGAGACACGGUAGAUCCUCCAGAAGUCUUCAUGGUCUUCUCACACUUUCUCCGUUGAGCUUAAUCAUUUCACCUUCUCCCACAUCUCUCUUCUUCUUCGUCUUCUUCUUCUUCGUCUUCUUUUUCUUCCUCUUCGUCUUCUUUUUCUUCUUCUUCGUCUUCUUCUUUUUCUUCUUCUUCGUCUUCUCCUUUUACUUCUUUUUCUUUGUGAUUUCUUCUUCUUCUUCUUCUUCUUCUUCUUCUUCUUCUUCUUCUUCCCUCUCUUCUUCUGCUUCUUUUUCAGUCACCUUCUCCCACAUCUCUCUUCUUCUUCUUCUUCGUCUUCUUUUUCUUCUUCUUCGUCUUCUUCUUCUUCUCUUCUUUUUACCUUUUUUUCGUCUUCUUCUUCAUUUUCUUCUUUUAUUUUUUCUUCUUCUUCUUUUUCUUCUUCUUCUUCUUCUUCGCUUCCAUUUUCAUUUCUCUUUCUUCCAUCGUCUCCUCUUUCUUUCAUUUUCUCUUUUUCUUUUACUUCCUCCUCCUCUCCUCUUUCAUUGGCUCAUCUUUCUUUAUCUACAAUUUUCAUCGCCAUCUUUUUCAUUUUCCAUCACAUCUUCUUUCUUCUUAUUUCACCACCACCGCCAUCAUCAUCAUCAUCAUCCAAUGCCAAUGAUGUUUUCUUUUUCCUCUUCCAUCUCUUUCUUCUUCUUCUUCUUCUUCUUCUUCUUCUUCUUCUUCUUCUUCUUCUUCUUUCCUCGCACCUCCUUCGUUUUCUGCCGUUUCUUCUUGACUUCUUUAUCUCGUUCUUGUCCAAGAUCAGUUUCCCGCAUGUCCUUAUCAACGUUGACCCCGGUUAAACAAAUGCCACAUUCCUUCACUCCCGGUAACAAUAACACCCGAUUCAGUCGUUCACCGCGCGCGGUGGUUUGCUGUCACCAUAUCCAGAUGUUCAACUCUCCCCUUAUAUCUUCGCAUCGACCGACACUUCAACGUCAGCCCAGUGUCCGUUUAUCUGGACUGCGCAUUCUAUUUAUAUCUAUCUAUCUAUCUAUCUAUAGUGUAUUUAUUUGGUUGAGGGAACAGUCUUUGUCCCUUCUUUUCUUUUUUAAUAAUAAUAAUAAAUGGCUCGUCUAA